AUGAAUAAUUUAUCAAACGAGCUAAGACACAAGAAAUACAGUACAAAAAGGGUUGUGAAACUCUUUAUGGCUCUGUUUGCGCUCUCUUCGUUAAGAAGAUGGUACAGCAUGAGGGUUUGGAAUGAAUCAGAAGUUCUUGUGGACCGGCGGUCGAGGUUCCAAGGCCGGUGUUGUAGAAUUUUGAGUCCCGAUGAUGUUCCAAAAGUGUUGAAAGAACUAGUGGAAAGCCAUAAGAACGUAGGUAAAGCAUCUCAUCCACACAUGUAUGCGUGGAGAACGGGGGUUUUACGUGAAGCAGACGCUCUUGGGGGUGCGAGGAAGAGAAAUAGACAACAGACUGAGAAGGCUGCUAAAAUAGAACAACUUUGCCAAGGUAGUGCUGACUGUGGUGAAGCAGCUGCAGGUUCACUAUUGUUAAGUUUGUUAGAGCGAAAUAAACUGUUAAAUGUAAUUGUAAUAGUGACUAGGUGGUAUGGAGGCACUUCUCUUGGGUCUGCAAGGUUUAGACACAUUUCAUCGGUUGCAAUGCAGAGUCUGAGAAAUGGAGAGUUUUGCCAAACAAAGCCACGCUAG
Molecule: messenger RNA, 573 nt
Organism: Eremothecium cymbalariae DBVPG#7215
Lineage: Eukaryota; Fungi; Ascomycota; Saccharomycetes; Saccharomycetales; Saccharomycetaceae
Exons: 1
Coding region: 1-573 (190 amino acids)
Biological process (GO): regulation of translational initiation
Cellular component (GO): cytoplasm
Source: RefSeq, a predicted model, not a curated record